UCUGCUUGGUAAGCAGCCAACGAUGCCACCCAAGAAACGCAUUGCAAGAAAGGCGCCGGGCGAUUGGGUCAGCCAGUCUCCGCCGCCGUCACCGUCCCCGUCGCCGUCGCCGUCACCGUCGCCCGUUCGGAAGCUGUCGAUAGGCACCCAGACCGAGAUUCAAAACAGUGCGGCUCCCAGCCGUGCGCCAACUCGCCCCAAGAAGGUCACCAGCAAGGACCAGAUGAGCAUGAUACGCCGUGGCGUGCGUAGGGCCAGCGAGCUGACCCAUGUCCAAGCGCAAGCCAACAAAGAACGUUACAUCAUCGCUCGCCCAGGCGUGGCCGGGGAUAUUCCACUGCCAUUGGCCAACGAGAAGGCUUGCCAGGCCACACCGCCGGUGCUCAAGGAAUUGCAGAUCAGUCCUCCAGGGAAUCCCGUACUGUUCGAGGUACUGAAUAUUCCCGAGAUGUCGGUGGAGCAAAUGCGCAUGGAGCGCAUCCACAAUGCCGAGGUGAACCGACUCAAGUACCUGAUGGACAUUGUCAAUGCGGAUAUGCCACCGCACUGGAAUCUGGCCUCAAGCAUGUGGCGGGAGAUUGACUACCUGGAGGACAGCAUUGAGGCGUACCAGAAACAGUUAGCCAAAUAGAAGCAAAGCACAAUACACACAAAAAAAAACA
Messenger RNA from Drosophila obscura, 662 nucleotides. RefSeq lists its product as uncharacterized. The transcript has a single exon. Bases 23 to 631 code for a protein of 202 amino acids. The record is from RefSeq and is a predicted model, not a curated record. NCBI's taxonomy places the organism in Eukaryota, Metazoa, Arthropoda, Insecta, Diptera, Drosophilidae.